Messenger RNA from Trichoderma harzianum CBS 226.95, 2460 nucleotides. Its product is annotated as glycoside hydrolase family 18 protein. Gene Ontology annotation, molecular function: chitin binding; hydrolase activity, hydrolyzing O-glycosyl compounds. Lineage: Eukaryota; Fungi; Ascomycota; Sordariomycetes; Hypocreales; Hypocreaceae. Gene Ontology annotation, biological process: carbohydrate metabolic process. The annotation marks the transcript as partial. The record is from RefSeq and is a predicted model, not a curated record. The transcript has 6 exons.
AUGACUAAAUUAACUUGGGCAGUGGUUGUCCUCAACUUGUUACAUUGUACUUUUGGUUCUGAGUUCAUUUCCCAACUUCAACAAUGUCCAAACGAUUGUACCAACUUAGGACCUAACCCGAGCAAUUGGACUUUUAUCCAUUAUCUUGAGAAACUAAACAGUUGCAACCAUACUGUGUUAUUUGAUUUAUCACUUCAUAAUGAUGUUGCUGACCACAGCACUCAUACAACCAUUCGGGCAUGCACUGUGGCCGUCGGUGAUGACCCAAAAACCAAUACGAUUCCUGUUGCCAAACAGGCAAAUUCUACUUCAUUUAGCGCCUCCAUACUUGGAGCACAGUCCGGAAAGAAUGUGCAAUUUAACCAGGAUGAAUUUGAGGGAUUAUCAGGAGCUAUACAACAACAUGUGAUAGCUCUUGAUGAAAAUGCACCUACUAUCAUUUUGGGCAAGAUAGAGAAUCUUGUGAUGGGCUUCUUUGCAGGGGGGAGUAUUGAUAGUAGCCGAAGCAUUGCUGCAAUCAUACACGAGCUCACCUCACAGGUAAAGGCAGUCGGCCUUAGUGAGACAACGCUAGUUCAAAGAUGUGGUCAAGAUUUAAACGGCAAUCAUACAGUCGGUUUAGUCGUCAACACAGAUGGAAAUGUAGCCUCUGUGCAGAAUACCCUCCUGACUUGGAGCAAUGCGACAUGUGUGCAGGAUCUGGAGGUUAUAAGACAUAGCAACAUUACUAUGUUUUCAAAACCAACCAUCAAAUCCCAAUUUUCAAGACGAGGCAUCAAUUCCAGAGACGGGACCUGCUCAACAGUUCAAGUUGUAUCCGGAGACAGUUGUGGUUCCUUGGCUACAGAGUGUGGCAUUUCAGCGCAAGAUUUGGCAACUUUCAACCCUGCUUCAGACUUAUGUUCAACUCUAGCAGUGGGCCAAUACAUCUGCUGCACUUCGGGCUCCUUACCCGACCUCAGUCCAAAACCGAAUCCUGAUGGCUCCUGUGCUCAAUACGCUGUGCAGCCCAACGACUAUUGCGCCUUGAUUGCGUCCGAAAACAGCAUCACCAUUACCGACAUUGAGAAUUGGAACCAGGACACAUGGGGUUGGCAAGGGUGCGAUAAUGUACAAUUGGGCCAGGUUAUUUGCUUAAGUACAGGAACACCUCCAUUUCCUGCAUCAGUCUCCAAUGCAAUCUGUGGGCCUCAGGUACCCGGGACUCAACCUCCCGCGGACUUCUCUACGUUGACAGAUCUAAAUCCUUGUCCAUUGAACUCAUGUUGUGAUAUUUAUGGGCAGUGUGGUAUCACGCCGGACUUUUGUACCAUCUCUAAGUCAACAACUGGUGCCCCAGGAACCUCAGCCCCUGGAACAGCUGGAUGCAUUUCCAAUUGUGGAACCGAAAUUACAAAUAACAGUGAAGGUCCAUCAGAAUUCAUUAAGGUUGGGUACUGGGAAUCGUUUAACCUCGACCGGCCUUGUCUCCAGAUGCCCGUUUCCGCAAUCCCAAGUGGAUACACUCAUAUUCACUAUGCUUUUGCUACUCUAACUGAGGACUUUCUUGUUGACGUGUCAGCAGACCAAGAUGCCUUCAAUGACUUUGCUGCCGCUACUGGCUUCAAACGUAUCUUAUCUUUCGGUGGCUGGUCAUUCUCUACGGAUGUUGAUUCAUUCCCCAUUUUCCGUGAUAGUGUCACUUCUGCAAAUCGCUUGACAUUUGCUCAGAGUGUUGUGGAUAUAGUUAAUCAGCAUAACCUUGAUGGUGUGGAUUUCGAUUGGGAAUACCCUGGAGCCCCGGAUAUUCCCGGAAUCCCACCCGGAAGCCCUAACGACGGGGCAAAUUAUCUCGCAUUCUUGCAAACACUUCGAAAUAUUUUACCGGAAGGCAAAACGCUUUCUCUGGCAGCUCCAGCAUCUUACUGGUCACGGAUUAGGUACCUAAGAGGCUUCCCAAUCGCAGAUAUGGCUCAAGUGCUCGAUUAUAUUGUUUAUGAAACGUAUGAUCUUCACGGACAAUGGGACUAUGCCAAUGCUUUUAGCAAUCCUGGCUGCCCUACCGGAAACUGCCUCCGUUCUCACGUUAAUUUAACGGAGACCGAUUUUGCUUUAGCUAUGAUAACAAAAGCUGGUGUUCCCACCAAUAAGAUCACAGUUGGCGUUACAAGUUAUGGGCGGUCAUUCGGAAUGGUGGACCCUUCGUGUACAAGUGUCGACUGUCUGUUUAGCGGACCCGAUUCCAGUGCCAUCCCUGGCGCUUGUACCCAGACGGCUGGGUAUCUAGCAGAUGCCGAGAUCUACCAACUGAUUGGUCAAGGUGCCAUACAGUCGAGAGAUGAUGCCAGUGACUCUGACAUUGUCACCUACCAGGAUACCUGGGUUGCAUAUAUGACGCCUGCUACGAAAGCUAGCCGCAUAUCUAGCUAUCAAGCUGCAAAUUUCGCUGGAUCCGUGGAUUGGGCCAUUGACCUUGAAGCA